This is a messenger RNA of Drosophila ananassae, 2279 nucleotides long. RefSeq names its product neurofilament heavy polypeptide. Lineage: Eukaryota; Metazoa; Arthropoda; Insecta; Diptera; Drosophilidae. Bases 415 to 1893 code for a protein of 492 amino acids. The transcript has 4 exons. The record is from RefSeq and is a predicted model, not a curated record.
AAAAAGGCCGCACCGCCACAAACGGCAUUGCGCAGCACUACAUAGGAAGAAGCAGUUGAGUUACGUUUACCAACGGCCAGGCGCGAUAAAGAAACAAGAAAAAACUGCGAAAAUCAAGCCUACUAACGCCAAUAAAAAUAAGCAAUACUCGACUAAGUGUAUUGCCCCUCUCAAGCAACUAAAAAAAACCGGUACCUUUUAAGGCAAGUGCUCGCAAACGGCAUUUGUAAAAGUUGCGCGUUCACGGUAUGCCCUGCGUGGCGUGUGUGUCGAGUUACCUGUAAUUGUGUGCGUGGAGAGGAGCGAAGCGUGGAACGCAGAGUGGAAUAAACUCGCCAGCGCCAGUCGAUAGCUUUUUAAAUUCAGAUAUUUCGCAAUCAGUGGACCAGCAUAAUUAGCAACUGCAACCGAAAAAUGUCGGAGGCAAGCAUAGAUCAAAAGCCGGAGGCCGUGCCGGCGUCCGCAGAGGAGACUCCAACGUCAUUGGAUGAGAAAAAAACACCCAAGCGCACUCCCAAACGCCGGUCGUUCAUUGAGCGGGCACAGCGGGAAAGCGAGGAGCUGGUACGAACAAUGGGUGGCAGUUUAGAGCUCGAGGGCGGACGGCGCACGCGAUCCAGUACUCGCGGGACUCCGACACGGGCCGCCGAUACAGUGACGCCGCCACCAAGCAAGAAAGCACGCACCUCACCGGCAUCGACUACCAAGGCUAGUGGUGGCGGCGGGAAGGGUCGCGGGGCACGCAAGCUGGACGUGGGCGCCGAGGAGCCUGAGCCGGAGCCGGAGAAGGUACAAACACCAGCAAAGGCAAAGACACCAGCCAAAAAGGAAAAGAAAGAGGUGAAAAAAGCUGAAGUGCCGGCUAAAGAAGAAAAAGCAGUGGUUGAGGAGGUUGAAAAGGUAGACAAGGUGGAGGAGAUCAAGGAAACCAAGGAAACAGAUGCCACAACAGCCGCUGAUCAACCGGAUGCUGUUGGAGAGUUACCAGCGGUGGCAGAGGAGAAGCAAAACCACAUUGAUGAAGCCAAACAAAGCACCGAAGAGCCAGAAAAAGCUGAGGCUGAGGUUGCGAAGGCGGAAGACGCGCCGAAAACCAACGAUGCUGCAGAGAACGGUGCUGCGAAAGACACUCCUGCUGCUGUAGAUUCCGAACCCGCCGCCAUGGACGUGGACGAGGAGUCUCCCGCUGCUACACCUUCUGAACCUGCCGACGCACCUGCAGUGGUUGAAGAAAAAACGGAGGAGAAGGCAGAACCGGUCGUACCUGUUGCGGAAAAGCCUAAAGACCCAGUGGAACCUGCUAAGGAGCCCACUCCAGAACCCAUGGAAGUGGAUGCGAGUUCAAAGGGUAGUUCGGACACCGCCCAAGUGGACACGCCAGCUACAGAGGAAGCUGUUGCUGAACCAGUGACCGAGUCGGCUGUCGCGGCGGAGUCCACAGAUGCCAGUGAAAAGGUGGAUGAGGUGGCCACAGAGGCCAAGGAAGUUGUGCCAGAAGUGCCCGCUGUAGAAACCAAGGAAGCCGAGAGCACAGUCGAAUCGGCGGAGCCCAAGGAAGUGAGCCCACCCGCUGCCGAGAUCAAGGAAGCGGAUAGCAGUGAAGAGCCCAAGGUUGUCGAGACUUCCGUGGCCGAGUCCAAGGAACCUGAAAGUACAACGGAUGAGAAUGCCACGCCUAUUGCCGCUGAGGUUCCAGCCGCCCCCGCCAUUAAUGAUGUCAGCAAGCCCGUAGUAACGGUGGCAGAUGAUGCCAGUGCUGUAGUUGCGGAAAGUCCCCUGAAGGAAGCGACGAUCAUAAGUGAAGUGAAAGAACCCAAUGUUAAUGGAGAGCCCAAGAUCGUCAACAGUUCGGCCGAAGUGGCAGAGAACGCAGCGCCAAAGGUCUGUAACUAGGCCGACCGAUCCACCGAUGGACAACCAACAACUGUAAUGCGUUUGAGGAUGUGUACAAAAAUAUCUUCAGCUCGCCCGCCGGGUCGGUGAGGAUGUGGCUAACGAUACGCAAAUAUUUAAGAGUUCCCCCCGUCUUUAAUCCAACACCCACAUACUGUUAUGAUUUUUUUUACAAUUGACUACUUUAUUUCGUACUCAAUAAUAACUUCAAUUUGAUGAUAGUCCGUGUCUUCCGGUUUUUGGUUGACACGAGGGACGACAUAGGCCGCAAUCGAUGCUGGACUUUCAAUGUUGCACUGUGCGCGUCAACUAAACAGACAUUCAAAACAGAAUAGAGUAGUUUCGAUUAUUAACACACACACACACCCACCCAUCCCACCCGCCCC